This is a messenger RNA of Adineta steineri, 354 nucleotides long. The record is from the annotation of a GenBank genome assembly. Lineage: Eukaryota; Metazoa; Rotifera; Eurotatoria; Adinetida; Adinetidae.
AUGGCUGGUCGUUUGCUCUUUGCUAUCUUUUUUCUCUCCUUCAUUUUGACUAUCUUGUCGCUUCAAUGUUAUGAAGGUUAUGGUAGAGAUUGUAUAAUUGAUAAUCACGAGAAUUGUGGUGAAGGUGCAAAAUGUGUAUGUGCCAAAUUUCGUUAUAACUGUUCUUUCAUGGAUCUUGGUUGUAAUGAAGAUGAACGAUCAAGAGAUGCAUUUAUAUGGGGAUUCAUAGCUACUUCUCAAGAAGAUUGCAACAACAUGAUGCAACCAUCCUAUGGUUUUUUCAAUGUCACAUGUUGUUCUACAACCAAAUGUAAUCGACCUACUGCUGAUCAAUGUCCAAUGUCUUUACCUUAG